UAUGGCCCUCUCAUAGCCCACAACAACAUUUCUAGAGAGAGAGAGAAAGACGGCCCCUCUCCUCUCCCUCUGGUCUAUGAGUCUACAGUUACGGAGACUAGAGAGUUGCUGCUGUCCAAGGCUCUCCAUAUCUGUUCUAGUGUGUGACUGUGUUUUUUUUUAUGGAAAAAAGUUGUCAUUCCUCCUCUAGUGGCGCGGCUGGUGGCGGUGACUCUUCGAUUACCACCGCCAGUAGUGCUGCUACUACUACAACUUCCAGUAGUCUCACCACCACCAUUAGUAGCAGCAGCAACAACAACAACAGCAACAAUACAAAUAACCGAGAUGUUUAUCUGAAACAUCUCAACAAAAUCUCACAUAAAAUCUCCAAACCCAUUCGUCGGCCUCCCGUGUUUGAUCAGAAUAAUCAGGAAAUUUCAGCACCGCCACCACCACAAGUGCCGCCGCCGCCUGCUGCUCAAUCACAACAAUCCCAGCAACAGCAGCAGCAUCAGCCGCCCGUGUAUAAUAUUAACAAGAAUGACUUCCGUGACGUCGUUCAGCGUCUCACGGGCUCUCCAGCUCACGAGCGGUUUUCGACUCCUCCUCCUAUACAGCCACCGAAGCCCCCCAGCUCACGGCUGCAGCGGAUCCGCCCUCCUCCCCUCGCCCAGAUUAGCAACCGCCCUCCUCCCUUGCCUCAGAUUAAUAACCCGAUGACCUGUGGUAAUCCCACCGGAGGAGGAGGUUCAGCGUCAGCGGCGGGGUUCCUCAUCGGUCAACGGCAGCCUUUGUCUCCUCUUCCUCCGUUCCCGGCUGUGCAUGCGGCGGCGGAGUCUCCGAUCUCCGCUUACAUGCGGUUUCUCCAGAGCUCGGUCUCCUCGGCUGCUUCUCCCAAGUGGAACAACCUUCCGCCGCCGCAGAUGCCGCCGCCGCCACCGGCGCUGCAUCAGCAGCAGCAGAACAUUCCUCCGCCGCCGCAGGGUUUUCCUCAGUUCCCGGUGCUUCCACCGACUUCGCCGCUGGCUUUUGGAUGUAUCCCGUCGCCGAGGUCGCCCUACGCUUUACUGUCCCCGAGCUUGCUAUUUUCGCCGACAGGUCUAGGUUUUCCGCAGCUGCCGUUGUCUCCUUCGCUGCCGGUGCCGAGCCCGAGAUGGAAGGGUAUUUGAGGAAAAUUGACAAAAAGGGGAGUCAAAAGGUAUCAUUUUGGAGAAUUUUGUUCUUUUUGGGAGUUACAACUAUUUUGUUAUAAAGGUUAUAGGGUCAAAAAUGUAAUAUUGGCAUGUACAUGGUGGUGGGGGAGGGGGGGGGCGGCGUAUGGUCUGUAUCAAAAGCAGGAGUGCAAAGAUGCGGUAGUAGCUGGCAGUGGUGACUGGUUCAUUUAGAUUUUGUUUUGUACAUGAAUGGUGAAGGUAGUCAAAGAUUACUUCAAAAAAUUUGUCUUUCAUUUGAAUUUUAUAGGGAUUGUUCUUUACAUCUUUGAAGAUCAUUUGUUCAUAUGUUAACAUUUGUGAAAUUUGCAGGCUUUUUUGUUUGUUUUUCAUACGUUGAAUGUAGUUUUAAUUUCUGAUCAGCUCUAUAGAGAGUAUAAUAUAUGUGUUCUCUUGAGGGGAUUAAUGAGAGUAUUGCAUUUCCCUGGUAACAUAUGGAAGUCUUUGCACCAGUUGAGCUGGAAUUUCUUCAGUUUGAUGCUUGGUUGAUGAUAUCAGAUGGUUUUACAUUGAUCAGAGGCAUAAGUAUUAGAAAAAGAUGAUACGAGUUUUGGAGGAAAGGGUGGAUCUUUCUUAUGUGGGAUGAUACGAUAUUAGUACUUAUAUGUAAGUUCAGAAUUAUCAUUUAUGGGGCACAAUUGCCUGCCCUUUCACAUCAAAAUUUUGCAUCAUUUAGUAAUAGCAAUUGCAAAAUGGUAUGACCUUUUAGGCUUUUAGCCUUUGUAUAAUUGUGAGGAGCUCUAUUCCUUAAUGUUACCGGGUAAACUUACUGUUGCAGAUGAUGGUUUCACAAUUUGGAACAAUCAGCUUGUGUCAUUUCGGUUAUAAGUUCUUUUUUCUUUUUGGAUAACAAUAUUGACGCUUCUUUAGUUAGCUGCAUGUAUUGUUAGUGGAUGAGAGGUUAUUGUUAGAGAGACUGUGAUGACUUCCUGAAAUAUCCUCUCUCACACGCUUCCCUGCCUACUUGGCCAAAACGGGAAUACCCCCUUUGGAGGUUAAUUUUUUGGCUUUUGCUUGAUCUGUGGAUGGCAGACCAAGAUAAGAUGAUUUUUGUUUGAUCAGGCUACCAGGUAUGUGCUUCUUGACAACAAAUUAUAAUCCCGGUACAGGAAGAGAAAUGUUCCUCAGCCUUUUGUUACUCUUCAUGCUUUGGAGAGGGCAAAAACAAGCAGUUGAAGUGGUUGCAAACUCUUUUCUGAAUGCUUCCCACUCCAUUGUUCGUACCACCUCAGUUAUGUCUUAGCUGAGCUGACCGAGUGUUUUUAUUAUCUGCUGGUAUAUACAGCGAUUAGAUGAGCAUGUAGUGCUGUCUCCGUGGAUACAAUCUUGUGAAGUUCUGAUGAUAGUUAGCUAUCAGUGUAGAUCCUGAUGCAUUUUAAUGUUGACAUUUGGGGCUUAGUUCAAAACCCAUGUGCUACUCCUGGAGAAGUUACCAUCUGCGGCAUCUCUCCUAAUGGAGAAUGUGGUAUAAACAAAUGGAUUUUGUAUGAAUCCAGCUUAUUUUUUUGCUUUGAACACACACAGGCUGCGACCUUGGUUUGCACUUAGAAAAGGUAAGAGUUCUUUGGGAAAAGUUGCAUCGUUACUUUGUAUUUUAUUACAAGUUGAACUUCCCGUGAACCCUUUAUGAUCAAAGAUUAUGGCUUCGUGGCCUAAGGUGGUGGUUGUGUGUCAUUGACCAGCCAGCCUUAUGGAGAAGUUGCAGCUUCAGUUCUGAUCCUGCUUUUCAUUGUUAUAAAUUCGCAACUUCCACUUGCUUUCAGCCGUCAUUCUGUCUUUGGUUUCACAAUAUAUGAAGUUCUCUACCUGGCUAAUUACUUAGAAAAGUGCAUUUGCAAAAUUUCGUUCUAUUGAAGUAGAAAUUCUGUCUUCUGUUGCCCAGCUUGACAUUUGGUGGUGGUGAUGAUAUUCAUACUUCUGUAGGAGUAUGAAAUUUUCUUGCUUAGGUGAUGGUUAGUAUUGCUACCAGUCAAAGGAGUCGUCCUCAAGAGCGUCUUGUAAGAAUCAGACAUAACUUUCUUUUUCCUCAUCAUAGUGGACACAACUGCAGGUUUCGGAUGUGAGAAUUUCUCCAUUUUGAGUGCCUUUGCAACGAACAUUGGCAGCAUCCUAUGGCUGGAAUCUUGAGACAUUUCAAGGAAGAAGGAAUAUGCUUCUUUCCCCAAUGAUUAAAACGAGAAGUUUCAGAACCUGAGACUCUUUUGGUCAGGCCUUGUCCUGGUCAUUCUUUUUCUUGUUAUUCCUGUGGUUCAUGUGAUUUGUUUAUCCGUCAAAGUAGGUUAACAUUAGUCUUUUUCAGCUUCAUAAUAAGUAGAGGGAUUGGUUGGAGAAGAGUAAAAUGGAAGAAAGGAAGAGUACUAAUGCCAUUUUAAUGCGAUUUUAAUUCUUUAUAACGUA
Molecule: messenger RNA, 3587 nt
Organism: Coffea arabica (coffee)
Lineage: Eukaryota; Viridiplantae; Streptophyta; Magnoliopsida; Gentianales; Rubiaceae
Product: VQ motif-containing protein 9-like
Source: RefSeq, a predicted model, not a curated record